Messenger RNA from Vicia villosa (hairy vetch), 978 nucleotides. RefSeq lists its product as uncharacterized. The transcript has 2 exons. The record is from RefSeq and is a predicted model, not a curated record. Lineage: Eukaryota; Viridiplantae; Streptophyta; Magnoliopsida; Fabales; Fabaceae. The coding region runs from base 1 to 978 and encodes 325 amino acids.
AUGGAGAAUAGGGGAGAUAUAAGUGAGAUGAAACAAUUGUUGAACUUGUUGGAUGAUAACAAAUACGUGUCACGCACCAUUCUUGAUAAGGAGAAGGAGAAGUUUGUGUGUGAGUGGACUGAUAAUGUCCGACACCUUGAGAAUACAACCACCAACAGAGUCAAGUCGGAACAUGCUAGUUUGAAAAUUUGGUUGGCUAAUAACAAGGGUGACUGGUGUCGAGAUUGGGACUCUGUAAAUCUCAUGAUUAAAAACCAACACAAGGAGAUACAAACAACAUUUGUUCGGAGCAUAACAGUGUUGGAACAUCGAUUCAAGGACAACAUACUUUAUUCUCAAUAUAUCGGUAAUGUAUCUCGGGCCGGGUUGAACUAUAUUUUUUACGAGGCCAAACGAGGUGAAGUUAUAGGUUCCGAUAACGCAAAGUGUGGUUGUACUAUUUCUAAAAUGUAUGGUCUCCCGUGUGCGUGUGUUAUUGAUAAAAAUAUAGAACUAGGUGAGGCAAUAAGAAUGGACGAAGUUAUCCUUCAUUGGAAAAGACUUAGUUUUGAUGAUGAUGGUUGCAUUGAAAGAGAAAAAUCACAUAUAUGUAUUAUUUCCGAAUUGGAAAUGAUACAAGAGAGGUUUUCAAAGGCCGACGACAACAUGAAAAUCUACAUUAAAGAACUAUUGCAGAAGAUUGGAUAUUGCGAAACAACCGACAUGAAACCGCUUUCUCAAGCGGUUAAGACAAAGGUUGCUCCGAAUAAAUUGAAGCCUACACCGAAUGACAACUCGACUACACGGGCUCCUUCGUAUUGUGAGCAUGUUGAUAAACUUUUUUCCAACUCACUGACGCCUAAAUCUCAAAAAUCUCAAACAAGUUCAAACAAAGAAGCUCGCAUAAGCAAACCGCCUCCGACACCUAUUUUGUCGAAAAUUCCAAUCACCAAAGAGACGCCUAUUCCACCAAAAAUUCUAUUCAUCGAAGAGAUGUAG